CUGCUACUGAUCGAGCCCAGCGCUCCGCUGCCUCCUUCAUUCAUUCACACUCACACACUCACGUGCACUCCCCCUCCGUCUGCGUGUCUCGCGCUCAGAGCUGCUGCUCUCGCGCCCUCUACUCGCUCAGCGUCUCGCGGCUCCUCCUUCAGUAGCGGACGGGCUCGCGGAGGGUGAAGUUUCUGCUGGGGCUGGAAAUGAGAGGAGCGGCAUGGAGCAGAGCAGCGUCCAGUCUGGAAGAGGAGCGCAGCGCGGCGGCGCGAGCGGGCUGUGAGGCGCUGCUGCUGCUGCUGUAGCGGAUUUCCUACAGACACGAGCAGUGCUACAGGAGCUGAAGCUCGCGCACGAACCCAGUACAGGUGCACCCGCCAGAUCCACCAGCUCCACCAGCAGCUUCUGCAGAGGAGCGCGGACCUCCACCUCCUGACCCGCCUCAGCCGUGUGUUGGCUGGAGGAGACGAAGCCGCAUCCUGCUCGGCUUUCCUGACCUCACUAACGCUGCUGCUGCUGCUGUCCGUUGGGGAAACCUCCAGGGUUCUGCAACACUCUGGCACUAGCCCAGUGAGGGAAUAAGCUCCGUGAUGUCUGCCUAGCAGCAGCUUUCUGCCCCCAGUGCACCAGUGCAACCACCUGUUUAACGAACCACCAGAGCCCUGGUUCAUCCAGCUUUCUGUCACUCUGACAGUGUGGGUACAACCCACAAAGAGGAUUUUCUCAGCCACAGUGGAGGACUGACCUUUCUCGAUCAUGCAUCUCUCCCUUCGAACCAGCUAUUGCUUCCCCCCUCUCCUCCUCCUCAUCUUUCUCUCCAUCCCAUCAUAUGCCAGAUCCCCUGACGAAGCUAACUCCAACGUCAGCUGUUCCCAAGGUGAUGUCUGCUCUGAGGGUGUGAUCCUACCCGUAUGGAACCCCCAGAACCCAUCGGUGGGUGACAAGGUGGCUCGUGCCAUCGUCUACUUUGUGGCACUUGUCUACAUGUUUCUGGGCAUGUCGAUCAUUGCUGACCGCUUUAUGUCUUCCAUCGAGGUCAUCACCUCGCAAGAGAAGGAAAUUACUAUCAAAAGACCCAACGGCGAGACCACCACAGCCACAGUGCGCAUCUGGAACGAGACUGUUUCUAAUCUGACCUUGAUGGCAUUGGGGUCUUCAGCUCCAGAGAUUCUACUCUCAGUCAUUGAGGUUUGUGGACACCAGUUCAAAGCUGGAGACUUGGGCCCCAGCACUAUCGUGGGCAGUGCCGCAUUCAACAUGUUCGUCAUUAUUGGACUCUGCGUCUAUGUCGUACCUGACGGCGAGACAAGGAAGGUCAAGCACCUUAGGGUCUUCUUUGUAACGGCUGCCUGGAGUGUCUUCGCAUAUAUCUGGCUCUACAUCAUCCUCUGCGUCUCAUCCCCCAGCGAGGUUGAGGUCUGGGAGGCAGUUCUCACCUUCCUCUUCUUCCCCAUCUGUGUGGUGCAGGCCUGGGUGGCUGACCGGCGCUUGCUCUUCUACAAGUAUGUCCGCAAGCACUACCGUGCUGACAAGAGCCAUGGCAUUGUGGUGGAAACGGAAGGAGGAGAAGAGAUGGUCAAAGAGACCGGCUUCACCAAGAUGGACAUACUGGAGCUGGAUGGAAUGGCGGCCCACUUGGACGGCAUGCUGGGGGGAGAGAAUGGACUUGGAGGACGGGAUCAGGAGGACGAGGCCAGGAGGGACAUGGCCAGGACAUUGAAGGAGCUCAAGCAAAGACACCCAGACAAGGACAUGGAGCAGCUCAUAGAGAUGGCCAACUAUCAGGUGCUGGUGCAGCAGCAGAAGAGCCGAGCGUUUUACCGCAUCCAGGCCACGAGGAUGAUGAUUGGUGCCGGGAACAUUCUGAAGAAGCAUGCAGCAGACCAGGCCCGGAAGGUGGUCAGCAGUGGAGAGACGAGGGAGCAGGAGGAUGACCCUUACACCACACGGCUGGAGUUUGAGCCAGCUCUGUACCAGUGCUUUGAGAACUGCGGCUCUUUAAAGCUCACGGUGGCGCGACAUGGUGGAGAUGCAGGGUCUACUGUCAAGGUUGACUUCCGUACAGAAGAUGGCACUGCCAACGCUGGCUCUGAUUACGAGUUUGCUGAAGGCACUCUGGUAUUUAAGCCUGGAGAGACGCUGAAGGAGGUGACGGUGGGCAUCAUCGAUGAUGACAUCUUUGAAGAAGACGAAUACUUCUAUGUCCACCUCAGUAAUCCACGCAUUGUGGGCUGGGCUGAUGGGCACCCUGUUGCCGUAGAUACCGGAGCCCCCACCCCUAAGGCAGCACUAGGGGAGGCUCACACAGCUACGGUGACUAUCUAUGAUGACGACCACGCAGGUAUCUUCACUUUCGAGAGCGAGUCUACGCGGGUCAGUGAAAGUGUGGGCAUCAUGCAGGUGAAAGUCCAGAGGACGUCCGGAGCUCGAGGUCUGGUGGCAGUACCAUACAGAACCAUAGAUGGGACGGCCUGCGGUGGAGAGGAUUAUGAAGAAGUUGCUGGGAAAUUAGAGUUUCAGAAUGACGAGACCAUGAAGAUUAUUGAAGUGAAGAUUAUUGAUGAUGAGGAGUACGAGAAGAAUAAAACCUUCACCAUCGAGCUGGGCGAGCCCGUUCUGCUGGAAGUCGGACAGAAACAUGGAGACUCUAAUGAGAACAAGCCUGCAGUUGGAGCAGAAGAAGAGGAGGUAGCUAAGAUGGGCUGUCCCAGUCUAGGAGAGCACACCAGGAUGGAUGUGGUGAUUGAGGAAUCCUAUGAGUUUAAGAGCACAGUGGAUAAGCUCAUUAAGAAGACCAAUCUGGCUCUGGUAGUGGGCAGCAGCAGCUGGAGGGAGCAGUUUGUCAGUGCGGUUACAGUGAGUGCAGGAGACGACGAUGAGGAGGAGAGUGGUGAGGAGCGUCUACCAUCCUGCUUUGACUACAUCAUGCACUUCCUCACUGUCUUCUGGAAGGUUCUGUUUGCGUUUGUGCCCCCCACUGAGUACUGGAACGGGUGGGCCUGUUUCAUCGUGUCCAUCUCCUUGAUUGGCGUCUUGACGGCAGUGACGGGUGAUCUGGCCUCGCAUUUCGGCUGCACCAUUGGCCUGAAGGACUCUGUCACUGCUGUGGUGUUUGUAGCACUGGGCACCUCCAUACCAGACACCUUUGCCAGUAAGGUCGCCGCCAUCCAGGACCAGUAUGCAGACGCUUCCAUCGGCAACGUGACCGGCAGCAACGCGGUCAACGUUUUCCUGGGAAUCGGUGUGGCCUGGACCAUCGCUGCUGUGUACUGGCGCACUAAGGGACAGCCCUUCUUGGUGGACCCCGGCUCUCUGGCCUUCUCCGUCACCCUCUUCACUGCCCUAUGUGUGGUGUGUUUCAGCACGUUGCUCUACCGCCGCCGCCCCUCUGUGGCCGGAGGAGAACUGGGCGGCCCUCGGACUUGCAAAAUGUUGACAUCGUUGGCCUUCAUCAUGCUUUGGCUCAUCUACAUUCUCCUGGCCUCUCUGGAAGCAUACUGCCACAUUCCUGGAUUCUAAAUGUGAAAAAGAGAGAGAGGUUUAGAGAGAGAGAGAGAGAGAGAGACAAAGAGAAAGAACAAGAGUAAAGCAUGUGAAGAGACGUUUGGUCUUAUGGGAAUUCUCACAGUAGAUCAGUGUCUUCUGACACAUAUUAGUCUUUCAAAUGAACCGUGUCUCUUCCCACACUCUAGUGAAUCUUCCUCUCUCCAUCCGUCCUCUCGGCUCUCUAAAGCAGUACCUUACCGUGGGUUCCUUUCUCCUUUUGCCUUACUGUAAGAACUCUAACGUUGUCUUAAUAUUAUAUACACUCUUGAAAAUGAAGGUUCUCAAAUGGUUCCCAAUUUGGAUGUAUGGAUAAAAUACCUUAUGUUAUGUUAAGGUUCUUCAAAAUUAAAAAUGGUCUAAAUAUCCUCGCUUUGAGUUAAUGUACUACAUAAUAUAGCACUGCCCUUUAGUUUUUCACUCUCGAAAUUGUAAUUCUCCCUACAGUAACAUCAAUUUUGAAGACCACCCUAAAUUAGAAUCAUAUGGGACCCCACAAAAUAUGCUAAACCCUUACCAAAUUCACUGACAUGAAAGCUAAAGAAUGCUACACUGACCUGCAGCACAUGCAUGCAAGGCCUUCUGAAUUUAAUGUGGAUGUGGAUUGAGUUGCUUAUCUGUUCGAAUGGACAAAUCUAGCCAGACUAAGCCAGUGAUCAUUUCCACCCACUGCACUGUACACUGUGGGUGGUAAUGCCUUCUCUGCUGUAUUCCCAGUACCCAAAUUACACUGUGGUUCGAGGAAUGUUAAUUUCUGGUACAGCUUCAGAAAUAUAAUGUGCCAUCCGUACUUUACGUUGCCUUACCAUGAGCACAAUGUUCAGUCUCCCAGUGUUUAACUUUACUUACAUGGUAGCACCUCACAGCUUAUACAUGUGCAGGUGUACCAAAGUCAUCCCCUGAGGUGACAGUUUGUGAUCAGUUUACUACUUUACUCCCAUGACUUUUGUAUGUGCAUGUUGUAGCGUUCCCUCUGCAUAUCUGUCAUAUCGCGUUCCAGAGUAGUCAUUUGUGGGGGAAUCUAGAGGAACCACUCGUUUUUCCAGUGUUGUAUUUUUUGCGUUUUAGUUAUUAUUAAUGAAUUUCAGCAGAUUUUUGUGCAUCUGCUUUAGAAAGUAGCUCAGUCCUCAGCUCAGCGAUGGCUUGGAGAAUGGAAGAUGGUGUCUUGAUCAGGCCUCCAGUCAGAUGUAGCAUUAGUUUUUGGCUUAGAUCUGGAGUUUACCACACUUGUCCAGCAUUAUUCAGGCCUUUUUUUAUGUGUUUUUUACACGUCUUCCACUCAAAAUAUCAAACCUGGAGUAUGACCUUCACUUGACCUCUGAGUAUUUUAUAUAACUGAACACUUAGGUAGCUGCUUUAAAUGUAAAAUUCCUGUUUCAGUAAGAAGCUCGUGAAAAAGCUUCCUUACAUGUAGCCACCCUCUGUCAUCCCCAACAAUUAUAUGAAACAGAAUUUAAAAGCUUAAAUUAGUUAAAGAAAAUCUAUUUAAAGCAUUUGAACUAAAACCAAAAUGCUCCAAAAAUAUUUGGCACCUUUCUUUUUAAGAGUGUAUCCAGUAACCAGUGAGCCUAUGGAUUUUUCCUCCUUCUUCAACCACUCCCUCCUGUUUGAGCCAGUCUGAAGAACCGCUUUCCAAAAAUUAUGUUUUUUUUUCUACUCCUUUUCAAUGGUGUCAAGUGUCAAUGGUGUCAAAUUGUUAUCGUGUAAUUGUAACAAUGAUGUUGAAAAGAAGACAUUGAGACCAAGACUGGUCUACAGCAUCAGACGCUCUAAAGUUCUAGACUUCAAACUAAAUGAUGGACUUGCUGUAUAUCUGCAUGUGUGAAAAAGAAAUUUGUUCAAGAAGCUUGUUUUAAGACAAAAUCAGUUUCUACAAAAAAAGGAAGGAAACUAAGGUGAUGUGGGUAAGAAGAGUUGAUGGCAUGUGGGUCGAGAAGGAAGAAAUUGCAGGUAAUGAAGGAUGUCAUGACAGGACACUCUGAGCCUGGACUCGGAAAGCUUGGGUUCAAGAACCAAUCAGAAAGAGGAAUGAAGUGAAGUGCUAAUGAUGGUGCUGAAGAUUACACCCUCUAUUUAAAACUGUCCAGACUGGACGCAGAUGCUGCCCAGUCCCAGUCUAAAAAAGGAUAUUCAGCAGAGUGUUUCUACUGACCGUGUAAACUAAUUUAGUCCAAGGUCAGAUUGGGUGUAGAAAAACAGCCGCUUUCUGUUCUUUUUUUUUUUUUUCAGGUAUUUUUUGUGUUCAAGGAAACUGACUGUAUUAAAACAAUAGGGAAAACUAAGCCGUGUGUAAAAAGCUGAGUGCUGAGUGAGGGAGCAGAGUGUGUGAUGGCAUUUACAGUGGAACAGAGACCACCUUCACCACGUCAGAUGGAGAAGGUUGGAUGUUACUAUGGAAAUACCGGACGGGAACGGGAAAUGACCUUUGCCACAGCGGACCCCCUACAGUGGAGCAUGUGUGUUCAGAGUGUGUACGCUCGGCCUGUUCUUGCAGGAACACACUGAUUUUAUGUGAUCAGAAGUUGCAGGUGUUACUACUACUACUACUACUACUACAACACUUAUUCUUAUUAUGAUUAUUGUUAUUAUUAUUAUUUUGAUAUAUUGAUCACAAUACUUUAUUGCUGUCGUCAAUCUACAACUCUGCUGUUACUGUACGUUAUCCGUCGUCACUGUUUAUGUUGUCAAAGUCAGUAUUUGUAACAGCUGCUGGGUUUACUGUGAAUAUAAAGUGGGUAGAAAAAAGAGAGAGUGGGAGACAGAGAGAGAGAGAGAUUUUGUCACUGUCCAAUAAAAAUCAUGUAACUUUAAAUUUCUGUAUUUUUAAGAGAGGACAAAAUGUUCUUAACUUUAAAUGGAAAUCAAUGUAAAAUGAGAGUUAAUUCCAAGUAAUUGUACAGCAUUUCUAUUGAUCUAUUCACUUAGAACUAUUCACACAGUGUAUAGAGCAGAAAAAAAAAACUAAAACAGGCAAAAUAGAGAUAGAUGUUUUUCAUUGGACAGCAGCGUUUUCCUCCUCCCUCUGUCUACUGUAUCUCUGUGUGUGAGAGAAUGAUGGAUGUAAUAGUAGCUCAUACAGCUGAGAAACAGAAUGAAAGAAGAGAGAGAGAGAGGAAAAAAAGGAAAGACGUGUGACAGAUUUAGUACUCGUGCAGACGUUUAGCUAUUUGGAGUAGCUGCCUCGGCUUAAUACAUUGUUUUGAGUGAUGGGGUGCGUAUGCAGUGUAUUUUUAGGACCUCCUGUUGCUAGGCGACCAUUCCAGAGAGUCAUUGUCUUGUCUGAGCCUGUUGAUACUCUGUGUGUGAGCGUGUGUGUGUGUGUGUGUGUGAGAGUGUGUGGUAAUCGUCUUAUAAGGUCACUACCUUUCUUUCCUGCAGUCUGCUUGCUCUUAAGUCUUAAUGAAUUGGAGGUCCAGCCUCGAACAUCCCAAUGCAAAAACAACUGCUGUAAUUGGAUUCCAUCACCAGAUAUCCAGAGUGCUUUCUGAAUGAGAGAGAGAGAGAGAGAGGAAGGGUUCAGUGACGUCUGUGAUGAAGAAUGGAGGGGAUUAGGGAGAGUGUUUGUGGAUUGAGAUUCAGAGAAGUGGGUGAUCAGUCAUGGGAAAUAGAGGGUUUUUUUAUACAAAGGAAGUCAUUUAUUGUUUUCAUAUCCAGAUUUUUUAACUACAGUAUAUUUACGUAAAGUAUCUGUACUUAAAAUGUACACCAUCUAAGAAAGAUAGUUACUUAUUACAUAAUGGCAUUCAUAAUAAACGGACCAAUAAAAUGACCCAAAAUUGACAAGGAAUCAAAUCUUAUGUUGAUCACGUAGAUUUGUACAAUAAUUCAAAUUGAUAUUUGAGCAGAAUGUUUAGGUUAUGCUGAAAUAUUGUGGGAAAAAUCCCUUAUUCUAUUCAUCUUACUGGAUUUGAAACUACAGAAAUAAAUGUUACAUGUGAUGCUAAGUUCUAAAUUUUAUAAAUGUCAUUGGCAUCAGCCCAGAACUCCCAAUAUCAGCUCACAAUUCCCAUAUCCGCCCCUAGUUCUCAUAUUACCUAACAAUUGGAUCUCUAUAGAAAUAAAUUCUACAUUUCUGUGUAAUGCGAAUGUUUCUAUGUUUUAUUAAUGUUAUUAAGUAACAUUUGCACCAGCCUAGAAUUCCCAUAUUGGCCCACUACUAUUCUUAUAUCAGCUCACAAAUCCCAUAUAAGCCCACAAUUCCCAUACCAAUCCCCAAUUUAUAUAUAAACCCCCAAAUUCCCAUAUAUAUAACAUUUUAAUUAUCAGCCCAAAUUUCAUUUAUUGGCCUGCAAAUCUCACAUUGACCCAACAUUCUUAUAUAAGCCCACAAUUCCUAUUUUGGGAUACAAUCCCCAGAUCAGCCCACAUAUAUCUCUGGAAAAAAACCACUUAAAAAUGAGUUUCCACAUUAAAAACCUCUAAAAAAAGAAGGAUGGAUGAUCACAAGCCUUUAAACCAAGCUGGACUGCUUGCAUUUUUGCACCAGGAGUGGCAUAAAGUUACUUAAAAGCAGUGUGUAAGACUGGUGGAGGAGAACAUGCCAAGAUGCAUGAAAAAUGGGAUUAAAACCAGGGUUAUUAUAACUAUUACAAUUUAAUAUAUAUGAACUUGUUUUCUUUGAAUUAAUUGAGGUCUGAAAGCUCUGCAUCUUUUUUUUUUUUUUUUUUUUUUUUUAAUCAUUUCUCAUUUUCUGCAAAUAAAUGCUCUAAAUUACAAUAUUCCUAUUUGGAACUUGGGAGAAAUAUUGUCCGUAGUUUAUAGAAUAAAACAACAAUGUUCAUUUUACUCAAACAUUUACCUAUAAAUAGCAAAAAUAGAGAAGCUGAUUUAGAAACUGAAGUGGUCUCUUAAUUUUUUUCCAGAGCUGUAUAUUACAUUUUUAAUGAUCGCCAUUUUUAUAUCAGCCCAAAUUUUAUUUUAUUGGCUUACAAAUGUCACAUUGGCCCAACAUUCUCAUAUCAGCCCACAAUUCCUAUAUUGGGACACAAUUCUUAGAUCAGCCCACAUAUAUUGUCUAAUAAUUCCUGUAUCUGCCCACAUUUCCCAUACCAGUUAAAAUGGCUAUAUAUGUCCACAGUUUCCAUAUUGUCAAAAAUCAUCAGUUCAUAUCAAAAAAUGAAUGUUAAAGUUUAGAGAUUUUGGUUAGACAAUGUCAAAUGUUCUACAUACACGGGUUACAAACCCCGUGUGUGUGUGUGUGUGUGUGUGUGUGUGUGUGUAUAUGUGUGUGUUGUAGAGGAAUGUCUCUCUUCUGGCUUCUCUCCCGGUGUCCUGAUCCAAUCACUGAAAGUGGUGUGUCUGGGUGUCACUGACUUUGUGUCUUGACAGGUAGAGUGAACAAGAGGGCACACACACACACUUACACUCAGACACACACACUUACACUCAGAUACACACAGAGAGUCAUCCAUAGACAUUAACCUCAUAGCACCAGUGCAGACAUCCUUUAAUACGUUUCUCAGCACUGUCUCUCUCUCACAGUCUUCCUGCCAUCUCUCUCUCUUUCUCUCUCUCUCUCUCUCUCACUAUUACACACACACAGAUUGGCCUUCAUUUAGAAGUGGUUAUGCAGUACUAAUGUUUGCACAGUAAGCAGUGAAGAGGGAGUAUUAGAGUGAAUUAAAUCUCUUGGUAAAUCCUCAUAAACACUGAUGCAGUUCAGUUGUGUGUCUGGGUUUGUGUGUAUAAUUAUGUCAUUAAUGGAGAUUAUGUUGGAUUGUUGCUGUCGUAAGAAAAUCCUGCAUAUUCUGAAACAUCUUAAUUAUAAGAGAGAGAUAAGUGAUCAUAACAAUAAUGUCUUAAUGUAUCUUCUUAAUGUAGCGGAGAUGUACAGUCUGGUAAUGUACGGCUAAUGAGAUUUUACUUUGGACCAUUAGUUAAGAAAUGUCUACAAACGGAGAAUGAAAAUGGGUUUUUUUCUUAGGACAGUGACAGUCUCAGAGUUUCAGUAUUUGCUCAGUCAGUAUGUUAUUGUGUGAGUGUGUGUGGUUGUAUGUGCAUGUAUGUGUGUGUGUGUGUGUGUGUGUGUGUGUCGGGUGUAUGUAGUUGCAUGUUGAUCCACUGUUUUAGAUGUUUACAUUUAAAGAUAUGAAAUUUGUCAAAAAGCAAGUACCAUCAGAAAGUGUGUUGUUUCUGUUCCUCAUUCUGCUUUUAUCCACACAAGAAUAGCAAUCAGCCACAACAUUAAAACCACUAAGAUUAAUGUCAUGUAGCUUCAAGCCAUGAACUCCACAAGAGCUGUAAAGGUGUCCUGUGGUAUCUGGCAACAAGGCAAGACAUUAUCUGCAGAUCCUGUAUGUCUUGUAGGUUGUAAGGUGGCACCUCCAUGAACAUCUCCGUCCUUUGGGUAUCCCUUGGAACAGUAAUUACUGUUUUUCACUUCACUUGUCAGGGGUUUUAUGUUAGUGUUAUGACAGUGUAUUUUAAUUGCAGCUUAUCUUUGCUUUAGAUCUCAGCUCAUCUCUGAACUUCUUCAGAGGAUCCCCAAGUACAUCAGUCAGCUCAUUACAUCUGAUCUGUGCUUAAUGUUUACCAUCUUUAACAUUCGAUACACUUUAGCUCUUAUUCUGAAGGUGGUUUUGUUGAGGAACUGGAAUCUGUGUGUGUGUGUGUGUGUGUGUGUGUUGGAGGGGGUCAUUUAGAGAGCUUAUGUGCACACAGCAUUUGCAUGUUUCAUCCUCCCUCAUGACUCUAUCCAGUCUGACGUGGUUUUAGGAAAUGUCGUCUUGAGAUAUUUUUAAACAUGACCUUAUUUUUCUUUCUUUUAAAUCUGAAUUAAAGUUUCAAACGGAGCUGA
Messenger RNA from Astyanax mexicanus (Mexican tetra), 10330 nucleotides. It is a transcript of the gene slc8a4b, whose product is annotated as solute carrier family 8 member 4b. The record is from RefSeq and is a predicted model, not a curated record. Gene Ontology annotation, cellular component: sarcolemma; postsynapse; axon. NCBI's taxonomy places the organism in Eukaryota, Metazoa, Chordata, Actinopteri, Characiformes, Acestrorhamphidae. Gene Ontology annotation, molecular function: calcium:sodium antiporter activity. Gene Ontology annotation, biological process: sodium ion transmembrane transport; cell communication; calcium ion import across plasma membrane. The transcript has 10 exons. The coding region runs from base 748 to 3510 and encodes 920 amino acids.